AUGCGCGGCUGCCUGCGGCUUGCUCGAACGGCCGCGACACGUUCGCGCCAGCCACUGCUCUCCACGCGAGCGCCGGCGCUGCUGGCCUCGCAUGCUUUGCCAGCUGCGGCUGCGGCGCCAUUGCUGCGUCGCCGCUGCUCCAGUGCCGCUGCUCCAGACGGACCUCCGCAGCCUGCGCCGACGCGGCAAAAUCUAUUUGAGGUUGCGCGCGAGCUGCCAAAGUACGGCGUCGGCUCCAAGGUGUUUCGUUCGGGGUGGACGAGGAACGGCUACGACCCAAACGAGCACCACUGGCAGAUCACGCGCGUCGAGCUGUGGACCAAGGGCGACGAGGAGCAGUUCCAGCGUGGCAAGGCGUGGGGCGUGCUGACGUGGAAGGGUGUGACUGAGGCAGGCGAGCGGCGCGUCCGCACUCCUCUCAAGAAGGAGUGGGUGCACCUGCGCGACGCGCAAGCAGGGAGGGCAAAUUCAGCGGCGUGA
Emiliania huxleyi CCMP1516 is the source of this 480-nucleotide messenger RNA. RefSeq lists its product as hypothetical. Gene Ontology annotation, molecular function: structural constituent of ribosome. Gene Ontology annotation, biological process: mitochondrial translation. Gene Ontology annotation, cellular component: mitochondrial small ribosomal subunit; mitochondrion. The coding region runs from base 1 to 480 and encodes 159 amino acids. Lineage: Eukaryota; Haptophyta; Isochrysidales; Noelaerhabdaceae. The record is from RefSeq and is a predicted model, not a curated record. The transcript has a single exon.